AUGGCCUCUUUGCAUGCGCACUUGCCCAAUGCGGAAUCGUUGGACAACCUUCCAGCGUUCACUGUUGGUUUCACCAUCUUUGCUAUCGGGUUUUUUGGCUUCUACCCGAAGGACUCAGAUACUGUUGUUUUGGAUCCACAUGCCCCAUUGAACCUCAACUUGAACGCUAUAUCUUUUUACAUUUUUCCGCAUCUCAAUGUGUUGCAUUUGUUGUUGAAUCUUGUCUCGUUGGCUCCGCUUUUGGCUCGUUAUGAGAGGACUCACGGAACCAUCUACACUGGCGUCACCAUGAACAUUUUGGCUGUUGUCGCUGCGUUGCAGUACUGCUUGGUGGGUCUUUUAUUGUAUCCUACUCAGCAUGUUGCUGGUUUGCUGGGCAUUGUGUUUUCGCUCUUGUCGUUCUACUGCUAUAAGGAGCACUUCACUCAUCCCUCCGUUUACACGUUCAGAACCCGUGGGAACGAGUUUCCUAUUCCUACGCUUUACUUGCCUUUCCUUUACUUAUGCUUCGUUGCGUUCCUUUUCCCUAAUUCAUCGUUUUUCGGCCAUUUGGCGGGUAUCAGUGCUGGUUUCUUGCUUGGAAUGGGUAAGAUCAACUUCAUGUUCCCACCGCUGAAGAUCAUCUUGUGGAUUGAGCAUAGACUUAGCGUCGUGAUCAAUGCAUUGCACAAUAUUGUCAUCUGGACGAAAGAAGAGGAUGCUGUCAAUGAGCGUAGCGUCAACUACAAGCCUCUCUUGUCUGCUGAUAUCGAGCAGGGCGAGCCAGCGACAGCUGCCUACGAAGGAUUCGAGAGAAGAUUGGGCACCUAA
Candidozyma haemuli is the source of this 810-nucleotide messenger RNA. RefSeq names its product putative rhomboid protease. NCBI's taxonomy places the organism in Eukaryota, Fungi, Ascomycota, Pichiomycetes, Serinales, Metschnikowiaceae. The record is from RefSeq and is a predicted model, not a curated record. Gene Ontology annotation, molecular function: serine-type endopeptidase activity. The transcript has a single exon. Gene Ontology annotation, cellular component: membrane. The coding region runs from base 1 to 810 and encodes 269 amino acids.